AUUCUAAAUAAAAAAAAUCAAACAUUGUAUACACUUCUUAAUUAACACUCGAAAUCAACACUCUAUGUCAAUUCAUAAUAUUACAAAACUGUUUCUACAGUUCUCCAACGUAUAUCUGAAAUAUUUAUCAAUUUUAUAAUAUUCUGAAAUAUCUAAUACUGUGUUUGAUUAUGACGUAUUCAUUUGCCCAAGUUAAAUUCGAGAACCGACAUAAACGAACAGAUGUUCCUGCCACGUGACUAAAGGUCUUAUCAUGAAACUGACAAGGUGACAAUCUCUCCAGAAUUAUUGCGAACUCUGAAAAAUUCAAAAAAGUAAACUUAAAUUAAACUUAAUACGAAAAUGGAACCAGGAAUAUUGACGAGAGUUUUAUCUGACUUUUUAACAACUGUCGACGGAGAGUUAAGUUUACAGAAGGGGGAACAUUUUCUGGUAUAUAGUAUCGUAGACAAGCACUGGUGUUACGGAGAAUCCCGUGGCAGAACUGGAAAAUUUCCAUCAAAUCACUUGCAUAAAGUAGAAAUUCCAUCGUUUGAUGAUUCGGAAUGUUUGUUUGUAUCAACCACUGCCUUCCCAGGACAACAGGAUGGGGACCUAUCCUUCUCCAAAGGAGAAAUUAUUAUUGGGGUACAAGAUGUUGGCUCUGGAUGGUACUUAGGUCAAAUAGAUGCUAAAAAGGGUAUUUUUCCUUUAACGCAUGUAUGGCAACUCGAAACUAAAUUAUUAAAGAAAGCUUUGAAAAAGAAGACUACAAGAAAAAAAGCUAGAAUAAAGGCUAAUUUGAAAGCACAACUUGACGGAGAACUUGACUUAGUGGAAGGUGAAAUAGUGACUGUCACAGAAAUUCUUGGUGAUGGUUGGUGUUAUGGAACAACAGAGAAUGGUAAAGUGGGAAUGUUUCCAGAAGGGUUUAUAUCUUAUAUAAAUGACAGUACAGACCAAUUAGACACAAUGUCUGUAUCGGAGAAUAGUUCUUCUUGUAUAAAUUACAAUGAAAGGAUAUAUAGAAACAUUGAAGAAACACCUACGAGUUCCACUGUUGAAGAACCUGCGCCAAAUUAUUACGAUCUGUUUCCUGAAUUCAAACCGGUUCCUUCAAACGUGACAAGAGAUAGUAAAAAUAUCAGUAAUCUAAAUACACUAGACGUGAAACCUUAUGCUAUAACUUUAUAUCCAUUUAGUGCUCAGUUUCCAAAUGAGCUUAAUUUUGGAGCAGGAGAGGUAGUACACCUCAUUAAACAUGUAGAUUCAGAAUGGUUGGAAGGCACAAUAGACAAUCAAAAAGGCAUUUUUCCUAUGUCUUAUGUUGACAUUAUAGUUGAUUGCGAUGGAACAAAUAAUGAACAAAAUUCAUACAAUCAGGAAACAAACAGUGUACAAUAUGACGAAUUAAUGCCUGGAACUAGAACAAAAGUGGAGUAUACUUUUAGAGCUCAAAUGGACGGAGAUUUGACUGUUUUUGAAAAUGAUAUAGUUAAAGUAGUUAAUAUGGUAAAUUCAGAUUGGGUUAACGUUGAAAAUCAUUCUGGUAAAGUCGGCUUAUGUCCAAGAGGUUACUUGAGCCCAUUGGUUACAGAAUCAUCUGAUACUAGUAUGAAUAUCUUGGAAGAUUUUGUAAUAAUACAACAUAAUGAAGUAAUUCCUUUUGAAAGAACCGAAGAACAGAAAUCAAAGAGACUUUCAAAACCACACAGACCAGUACCGCCUGUACCUGCACCAGGUAGUACUCCGCUGCAGAAGAAUGCAACAGAGAGCAAACAAAUUUCAAACAAUACCAAGCAGAUCAGUGUUACUGAUAAUGAUAAUUUAGAAAUCAAACAGAAAAGGGCAGAUCAAAGACAGAAUGUUAUAUCGGAAUUAGUUCUCACUGAAAAAGAAUAUGUUCGCGACUUAAAGUUAACAUAUGAAACGUUUAACUUACAUAAUCCAAGUCAACUUGAAUCUUUGGGAAUAGAUGUGACCACCUUGUUUGGAAAUCUUUUUGACGUUAUUCAAGUUGCAGAAGAAUUGUUAGAUAUGAUACUAAAAGCAAUGAAAGGGUGUGACGAAGAAUUGCAAACUGUUGGCCCUUGCUUCACAAGAAUGGCUGAAAAACUAAAAAGCGUUUAUGUAAAAUAUUGUGGAAAUCAUGAAGCUGCAUUAGUUUUGUUAACGAAGUAUGAAAAUAAUGAAGAAAUAAUGAAGGUAUUCAACAAAGGGAUCGAAACAUUACGAUAUCAAGUAGCUUGUUUUGAUAUGAGUUCUGUCCUUAUAAAGCCAGUACAGCGAAUAUUAAAAUAUCCUCUUAUUUUAUAUGAGUUAGUGAAGUGUACCGAUGACAACCAUCCAGAUAAAGAUGCAGUUGAAAAAGCAUGGAAGACUAUGACUGCUGUUGCCAGUCAUAUUAACGAAUAUAAACGACGAAAAGAUUUAGUAUCGAAAUAUUUGGGUAAUGACAAUACACUGAUAAGAAAAAUGGCUAAGCUUAACAUGCAUUCUGUGGCAAAAAUGUCUACCAGAUUAAGUACACGAUUUUCUGCUAGCUUAGGAUUGACAAAUGUUGUUAUUGAUCCAGAGUUUGAAGAACUUGUAAAACAAUUUAGAUCUGUCGAAAAAUGUACCUUGCAAUUAGCUAAAGAUGUUGAACAGUGCCUUACACAUUUAAGUGACGAAGCUAUUUCUGGAGAAGUGAUAUCAGAUUUCUUGAUUCAGUACUAUCAAGGAACACCUAAUAUUGAAGCAAAAAAACUUAGAGAUAUAAGAUCUACAAUUUGGUCGCAAUAUGUACAAGAAUUGAAAAUAUGUUUGAAAAAUAGAGUCAGUACGCCAAUAAAUUGUUUAAUGACUUUAUUAGAAGGACCUGCUGUGUUAAUAACAAAAACACAUGACAAAUUACUUGAUUAUGAUGCUGCUAUUUCCAAGAGUGAAAAAUAUAAGGAAUCAAGAAUUAUACAGGAUGAAUUAUCAACAGCAAAGGGUAAUUACGAAGCUUUAACACAUCAACUACUGGAAGAAUUACCAAUUGUGAUUGAUGCAGGGACAAAAAUAUUAGUGGAUUGUAUUAACGUUUUUGCACAUGCUAGAAAACUUCUAUGUGGAAAAAUUACUAAAAGAUAUUUGACUUUUUGCGAGACUUCAACACAACUAUCACCUCGGGAUAUUUUGGAAUCAUUUUUAGUUAAUCAUAAUUUAUUAUGGAAUCAAAUAACUCGUUUUGCAUUUGCUGGAUCAAACUCACGGAUAGAAGAACAAUCUAUGUGGUGUCCACAAAGCGAAAAACAAAGAAUUACAUUGAGAAAUAAAUACUCGAGUGAUAAAUUAUACAUUGUCACAGAAAAUAUAGCAAGUACUUCAUCUUUGGAUAUAGGUGCAGCAUGUGGAACAUUAGUUGCAGUGAUUAAAAAACAAGAUCCUAUGGGCGAUGCUUCCAGAUGGUUUGUAGACAAUGGCGUUGCUCAAGGAUUUUUACCUGCAAAAAGUUUACAAAUUCAACAAGUACCACAAGUUGAGUCACCCAAUGAAGUUACUUAUUCAGAUGGACGUAGUAACACUUCUAUGUCUGAUCUAAUUUGUAUGGAUUCUCCUGAAAAAGAAGUUAAAACUACAUCUCAGUCACAUUUGGAAGAGUUGUUAGAUAUUAACAUUAAUAAAGAAAUUAAAAAUGAGAAUCAUUAUUACGGUAACAUUGAACAAACCCCUAAAGUUCAGCAAUAUCAGAAUUUAACCUUUGAGUUUUACUAUGCAGAAUAUGAUUUCUCUACAAAGAUACCCGGAACGUUGUCUAUUGUUAAAGGACAAGCAUUAAGACUUGUUAGGCCUCACGAUGAAAAGGGAAAUGAUGAAUGGUGGCUUAUGGAGGAUCGUUACGGUAACAAAGGAUAUGUACCUAAAAAUUAUUUAUGUGAACCGCCGAUGGGAAAACAGUGAACUCGCAGAGGAAAUAUCAGUUUAUAUGUUCACGUAUUAAAUUAUUGAUACUACUGUUCCAAUGCACAUAGCUUUUAUUGUUAAAGUUUUAAUUAAUUCGUUGAAUGAGGGUUAUUUUAAACAUUAGCUCUUGCUUGAAAUAUUAUUUUCAAUUUAUAUAUAUUUUAUCUAUAUUUUAAUUUCAUAGAAAAGUAUUAAAACAUUACUUGCUUAUUAUAAUGGUACUUAUAUGUUUCUUACAUGUUUUACGCUUAAAUGUACUUUUUCAGUAUUUAUUUGUACAUACAUGUGUGUGUGUGUGUGUGCAUGUGCGCGCUUAUAUGCGAGUGAGAAAUUAAAAGAUGUAUAUUAUAACUUUAUUUAUAAUAAUAAUAUAUUAUUCCUGUGAUACUUUAAAUCCGUGUCACUUUAAAUAAUCUUAAAA
This is a messenger RNA of Frieseomelitta varia, 4330 nucleotides long. RefSeq names its product dynamin-binding protein-like. The record is from RefSeq and is a predicted model, not a curated record. Gene Ontology annotation, molecular function: protein binding; guanyl-nucleotide exchange factor activity. The transcript is spliced from 9 exons. The coding region runs from base 343 to 3906 and encodes 1187 amino acids. NCBI's taxonomy places the organism in Eukaryota, Metazoa, Arthropoda, Insecta, Hymenoptera, Apidae. Gene Ontology annotation, biological process: intracellular signal transduction. Gene Ontology annotation, cellular component: cytoplasm.